Messenger RNA from Dreissena polymorpha, 815 nucleotides. Its product is annotated as peroxidase-like protein 3. Gene Ontology annotation, biological process: response to oxidative stress. Gene Ontology annotation, molecular function: heme binding; peroxidase activity. The transcript has 4 exons. The coding region runs from base 9 to 815 and encodes 268 amino acids. The record is from RefSeq and is a predicted model, not a curated record. Lineage: Eukaryota; Metazoa; Mollusca; Bivalvia; Myida; Dreissenidae.
UCGGAAUCAUGCAGAAGAUUGUUUACGAUGAAUUUCUUCCUGCUUUCCUUUCACCGACUGCGAUGAAGAAAAAUGAACUUGCCAGUUCAAACAGAUACAAAUACGAUUCACAGCUUGAUCCUACCGCUGCCAACGUUUUUGGAAUAGCGUUCCGUAUGGGCCACACUUGGAUUCCUACGUUUAUGUCGGUGUUCACGAAGAACUUCCAGCCGUUCCGCGAGACACUUCUCAACCUGACCUUCAAUGAUCCCAACAUUACCUAUAUAAAGUCUGUGAACGGAGGUCCAUCUGGGAUGCAGGGGCUGGCCUACGCGCUAUCUGCCCUCCAGGCAGAAAAAACUGACAGAAUCAUCGAAGAAACUGUCCGCAGCUUCUUAUUUGUCAACGAGUUGGAAGAUACUUCCUUCGAUCUGGCAUCCCUGAACAUCCAGAGGGGUCGCGACCACGGACUCCCCUCCUACAACGAGUUCCGUAAAUGGUGCGGGCUGUCAUCAGUUAGGUUCUGGGACACAUCCUUACCUGGAGGCCUUGUUGAUCACACCCUUGAGACAAUCACUCUUCUUAAAGCUGCUGGUUACAGUUCGCCCCAAGACAUAGACUUUUUCCCCGGAGCCAUGAGCGAAAAGCCCGUAUCUGGUGGACUCUUUGGUCCGACCAUUGAGUGCAUCAUAGGGGACCAGUUCCGGAGACUCAAGUUCGGAGACAGAUUCUUCUUUCAGAACAAGGACACUGGCUUUAAUAAAGGUGUGUUCAUCGAUCUUCUGGGCCCACCAUCGUUUAAAGAGACUAGGUUUUCAACGCUUAAUUUACAAUGA